This is a messenger RNA of Eriocheir sinensis (Chinese mitten crab), 3815 nucleotides long. RefSeq names its product protein C-ets-2-like. Gene Ontology annotation, biological process: cell differentiation; regulation of transcription by RNA polymerase II. The record is from RefSeq and is a predicted model, not a curated record. Gene Ontology annotation, molecular function: sequence-specific DNA binding; DNA-binding transcription factor activity, RNA polymerase II-specific. The coding region runs from base 279 to 2228 and encodes 649 amino acids. The transcript is spliced from 9 exons. Gene Ontology annotation, cellular component: nucleus. NCBI's taxonomy places the organism in Eukaryota, Metazoa, Arthropoda, Malacostraca, Decapoda, Varunidae.
AGCCAUGUGCCCGUCAGCUCAGUGCCAUCGCGUUCAUAGCCACACGGCGGCGCCCUCUUCCCCUCCUCGCGUUUUUUCCCUCCCGUAAAGUGUUUCCUUGUUCUCCAGGCCUUAGGAGGAGAACAUACUGAAUAUAUAUAAGGAUUUUAUCCCUCACCAUAUAAAAACAUUUGUAAAGGCCCAUACAGUAGGGCACCAGAAGAUCUCAGGAACCCCGUUGAUGGGCACAGACGUGUCCUGCACUUCGUCUUGCCGCACCUCUUAUCGGUGAAACAACAAUGAUUGCCACGCGUUCCCCGGCCACCAUUACCCACGCCCUGUGCGUGGGUGGCGAACACGAGGCCUCCAGUCACCCCGAACAAGCUCAGGAACUUGAUUACGCUGCCGACCCGUACUCUCCCCCUCCGGCUCACUCUCAGCUGAUUCUGCCCCUGCCCCCCCGCCCCCAACUCGUCCCCAUUGAUCACCUCCGCGACGCUGCAGGGGGACACAGCCCCCCGAGGACUGUGAUUCAUAACACGGGCAAGGUGACUCCAGCCCGCCCAGUGCCCAUACUGCUGCGGACAGUCAAGAUGAAGAACUCGGAUCAGUUUUAUGACUUCAAGUCCGUCUGGCUGGACACUCACCGAAUCCUCAACAACGCAAGUAAGUGCACGGCCUACCCCUUCCCCCUCCCUCCGCCGUGGCCUUCACUACUGCCGGACUUGCCCGCUCCGGUACCCCCGCUGACCCCCGGCACCACCAAGAAGAUGACCGACGCCCUGCGGUUGUCCUUUGCCUCGUGGGAGAAGGAGCGGGAAAAGCACAACAUCACCAAAGAUCCCAAGCAGUGGUCGGAAGAUCACGUGCGACAGUGGCUAAUGUGGGCCAUCAAGGACUUCAGUCUCGAGGGAGUGUCGGUGCACGAGUUCCAGAUGAAGGGACGGGACCUGGUGGGGAUGGGCCGCGACUCCUUCCUCAACCGCACGCCGCCCUUCAUGGGUGACAUUCUCUGGCAGCACCUCGAGUUCCUUCAGAAAGAUGUGGAGGAAGAGUCUGCGAAUCUGGCCCACGUGCCCUCCACCUUUCACGAGUGCUUGCCGGACUUCAACGAGUUCCUUGAAGGGUACGGCGGCCCCAUGCCCGAGCACCGCCUCAACCCAGUACUCACGCCGAGCUCUUCAUCCUCCUCGACGCACGCCCCACCGCCACCCUCCUGCGUGCCAUCGGCCUCCCUUCCUUCGCAGGCAGCCGUCCCCUCCACAGCUUCGUCUUCCUCCUCUUCAGCCACCACCACCUCGCCAUCCAACACGUCCUCCACCACGCCUCACCCGCCGCCUACACAAUCCCUACACUACCUUGACGACAACAGAAGAAGGGCAUGGAGCAGAAACGGUGGCUAUCCCAGCGCAGAGAGUAUGGGUGCAGUGAGCGAGCCUCCAUCAGAAGGGUCCCCAGGAGGAUUUGUUCCCCCUCCUUAUGGCGAGGCUGAGCCUGAACCUUACCACACCUUGCCUGACUCGCACCACCCUGCUGUCCAUUACCUCGACCCCUCCGCUCAUGACUUCUAUGGCCUGCAUGACAAGUACCGACUAUCGUACUUUAAAUACCCGCAGCCAACUCCCACUCACAGAUACCCACACGAGUACAGUGAUGGCUACUCCACGCCACAUUACGACCCACCAUUCCAAACUGUCCCACAAGCUCUGCCAGAACCAUGGGCAACAGGUGCUCAAGGCCAUGACCUAGCACAAAUCAGCAAUGGUGUUGGAGCCCCAAACCUGUCUCAUUACUUGCCUCAGCGCGCAGAUGUAGCCACUCCAGACACCAAGCCUCCCCCUGGCCUCUUAGGUCCAAAUCCUGCACCCAUCGCCUACCAGACUGGUACAAGCGGCCCUUGCUUCACUGGCUCAGGUCCUAUUCAGUUGUGGCAAUUCUUAUUAGAGUUGCUUACAGACAAAAAACAACAGCAACACAUCUCAUGGACGGGUGACGGAUGGGAAUUCAAAUUGACAGAUCCCGAUGAGGUGGCGCGACUCUGGGGUCUUAGAAAGAACAAGCCCAAAAUGAACUACGAGAAGCUUUCACGGGGCCUCCGCUACUAUUACGACAAGAAUAUCAUCCACAAGACAGCCGGCAAGCGAUACGUAUACCGCUUCGUUUGUGACCUUCAGUCCCUCCUUGGGUACUCUCCUGAGGAGCUCCAUGCUAUGGUUGAUCUCAAGCCAGAAAAGAAGGACGAUGACUGAGCCCCAGAAUGAGUUAUCACCGCCUUUCCCCGUUGUGCCGGCCACGCGGGCUGCCGGACUCCGGGGUGUCUAGGCUCGCCUGCUCGCCAGCAGUCGCCAAUGUCUCUUUGUGGUACCUGACGCCCACCGAUCCACAAAGGAAGAUGUGUCCGUAACAGUUUUGCCUUUGUAUGGCAUAUAUGUAACAGCAAAAUGUAUGCUGGUAUUUACAAAUCAGACUUUGUUAAAUAGGUGUUUCCAUUUUUUGGUCAGUGCUUCACUGCGGAAGUGGAAUAAUUUUUUAUAGUUUUAUUUUUGUAAAUACGGUAUUUAGAAUAGACUGUAUGAAUGCAUAGUGAAAGUUGAGGUGGUGGUGGUAACGGGGUUGACUCUGCCUCGAUGCCACUUUUACGCAGCAGAAGUCUUGUAAACAGCCAAUUGUACCUGUACUUGUUCUCUGCACAAGACCCAUCUGUAUAACUAAACGUAAUGUUACCUAUGAAGUACGAAGUAAGUGAUUUAUGAAAAAAACUGGAGUGCUUUCAAAAGUAAAAGUGCUAUGAAUGCGUGUCAAACCUAAAAUUCCUACCGGCUGCAGCAGCCAGUUUCUAAUUAUUUCUGUAUAGUGACCUGUUACAACUCUUACUCUACUGUCCCACUUUAGGAAGCUCUCCAAAAAAGGAGGUCUAGAAGGAAGCCAGCUGGAGGAAGCAUCAGCUAAGGUUUCAUUAAAGGCAGACUCCACGCCUGCUUCCGGGAAACAGCCCUCCACGGUGACAGCGUCUCAUUGUGCCUUUUGAACCACUAUCAAAGGUAUAGCCGCCUGACACCCUCCCCUUUGCCCUAUCAAAUCCGUACCUGCAUCUUGCAAACCUGCCACUCACCGGGUUUUAGAAGGUGUGAUGACUUUAUUUCAAAUUCAUGACUUCAGGUCACAAAUGACUGACUGUGAUGUUGAAGGUAACAUGUUACAUUAAAGUCUAUAUCUCAAAUCGUUUCCUUUUUUUUUUUCCAAGGCAUGUUGUAGUACCUUACACUGCUUGUGACUAGAGGAAUUGGUUUUCCAUUGUUAUUUGUGAUAGCUUGUUGAGCAUAUAUGAUCGUUGGAGUUUAUAUCUGAAAUAUGACAAUUAAAUUGCAUUUAUUCCUCCAUGAACAUCAUGCAGUGAGCUCAUGGUGACUGACUAACACUAGCCUCCAUGUGUAUGGCAUUCUCACCUGCCCAUGAGCCUGAAGGCACAUAACUUACUCCAUUCAUUGGCCAAGAUUUUUUUUUUUUUUUUGUGGACAAGACAUUUGUUCCAUUUGUAUCAAAAGUUCACACUGUAAAUGUAAAACAGUAAUACUGUGUAAGUUUUGUCUUCCCUUAAAUAUUAAAUCAAAUCUUCUGUCUUCCUGGAUGCACAGACUUCUCUAUUUUGAAAUGUAUUACUUCCUCUGCUAGACAUCUGGGACUUGUAUAUUUCUCGUGGAGGGUUAGCUUUGCCCAGCCAAUCAUAAUGAGUUGACUUGCAGUCAUCCCGGGAUACGUGAGCUGCACUGUCCCUCGUGUCCUUCCUGUCAAACUGAAGCCGUCCCACCUGCCUCAGAAAACUGUGCCAAGUCCAC